Molecule: messenger RNA, 6032 nt
Organism: Neoarius graeffei (lesser salmon catfish)
Lineage: Eukaryota; Metazoa; Chordata; Actinopteri; Siluriformes; Ariidae
Gene: camta1a
Product: calmodulin binding transcription activator 1a
Exons: 24
Coding region: 1-5493 (1830 amino acids)
Biological process (GO): regulation of transcription by RNA polymerase II
Cellular component (GO): nucleus
Molecular function (GO): double-stranded DNA binding; transcription coregulator activity; protein binding
Source: RefSeq, a predicted model, not a curated record
AUGGCUGCCGAAAACAAGCCGGAAGGACUGAAGAAAAUUCGUAAUCCGGAUCGAAUGUACAGAUCAGCUGUGUGUUAUUCCGGCCAUGCUGCUCCUAAGGGUGUCAGUGAUGACACAGAGAUGAACAAUGAACAUGGACAUUUGAAAAUAUACCUGCCCAAAAAGCUGCUUGAAUGUCUACCAAAAUGCUCCUCAUUGCCAAAAGAGAGACACCGGUGGAACACGAAUGAGGAAAUUGCAGCUUACUUGAUAACCUUUGAGAAGCAUGAUGAAUGGUUAACAACAUCCCCGAAAACAAGGCCACAGAAUGGGUCGAUGAUACUGUACAACCGUAAAAAGGUGAAGUACAGGAAGGACGGCUAUUGCUGGAAGAAGAGGAAAGAUGGCAAGACCACGCGAGAGGAUCACAUGAAGCUGAAAGUGCAGGGUGUUGAGUGUCUCUACGGCUGUUACGUGCACUCCUCCAUCAUCCCCACCUUUCACCGCAGGUGCUACUGGCUGCUGCAGAAUCCAGACAUCGUCUUGGUGCACUAUUUAAACGUGCCGGCCAUAGAGGACUGUGGGAAACCAUGCGGACCGAUCCUGUGCUCCAUCAACACAGACAAAAAGGAGUGGGCCAAGUGGACCAAGGAGGAGCUUGUUGGGCAGCUCAAACCGAUGUUUCAUGGUAUCAAAUGGACUUGCAGCAAUGGGAACAGCAGCUCUGGUUUCUCAGUGGAGCAGCUGGUGCAACAGAUACUGGACAGCCAUCAGACCAAGCCUCCUCCCCGGACUCACAACUGCCUCUGCACGGGCACGCUAGGUGCUGGGAGCAGUGUGCACCACAAGUGUAACAGUGCUAAACACCGUAUCAUCUCCCCUAAAGUGGACCCUCGCACUGGCACCUACAGCAGUGGUCACUCCGAGCUGCAAAACAGUGAUGUGUCUGAAGGCAAAACAGAACACAGCCAUGCUGGGGGAAAAGCAGGCACAGGGGCCACAGGAGGGGGCACGUCACGGGAAAAACGCAAUGGAAAAGUGCACAAGCCUGUACUACUGCACCAGAAUAGCACUGAGGUCUCAUCUACCAACCAGGUGGAAGUUCCAGAUACCACCCAGAGCUCACCUGUGUCCAUUAGCAGUGGCCUGAACUCAGACCCUGAUAUGGCUGACAGCCCUGCUGUUACAGGGAUGAGUCACGUGGCCUCAGUAAUGAGCAGCCUAUCUCAGAGCGUCUUCAUGUCAGAGGUACCAGGCGAUCCAGUAUACAGUAUGUCCCCCACAGGAGGUGCUAAUGCUCACCUCAUGGGCCCCGAUGCCACCUCCCAUGGAUUGGUGCUCACUGUCACCUCUGACAGCCACAAGUUUGCCUUUCCUGGCACUGGGGGCACAGAGGCAGGCACACCAGGAGCUACAGAUGGACUUGCCAUGCUCUCUGCGGCUGGAGUUUCUGAGGAGCUUGUCCUCUCAAGCAGCCUGGAUUCAAGCAACAUCAAGCUACCAGAGACCGCUAUGAACUUUGACCCAGACUGCUUCCUGAAUAACCCAAAGCAGGGCCAAACUUAUGGGGGCAGUGGGCUGAAGCAAGAGAAUGGCUCUUCAGGUACCUCCUCCUCUGUGGCCAGCACCAACGGCCUACAGCACUCUCCGCCAAUGUCCAACUCCACCUUCAGCUUCAGCUCAGAGAUCAUCAAGAACAUCAAGACUGAGGACACCUCCUUCGAACAGCAGCUGGCCAAGGAAAGUGGCUACCAGAUGGGGGCAGUAGUGAGCUGUAGUGUAUCCAAUGGUUCAGGCCCACAGAACUCACUAACAUUAACCCCAGCAGGCUCACUACUGCCUUCUGGAGGAGGAUUGAGUCCUAGUACCACCCUGGAGCAAAUGGAUUUCAGUGCCAUUGAUGCAAAGCCUGACUUCUCCUCCAGUACAUCAGUAGGUUAUGACCAGACAAUGACCAAUACUCAUCUGGCCCAUCAAAGCCACUCGCCAAGUUUCUUCCUUCAGGACACACAACAGUCAGCCCAGAACCAGCAAGGCAGGCAAAAUCCAAGCCAAAAGAGCCAUUUGCUGGAGCACAACUCCCAUGACAGGGCCUAUAUGGGAUUACAGGUGGUCAAAACAGACUCACCUGGUACUAAUGGCCAUCUCCACCACCACCAUGGCCACCAGAACCAGCACAGACCCAACUGCAAUGGAAGCUUGACCACAGAGAACCAAGGGCAGAGUGGAUCUCUUCAACUACUACAGUAUCCAGGAAGCUUCUCCACCCUUGGGACAGAGCAUGAGGAUGUGGUUGGUCAUGAUCAAGCUGGCAAUACAGCUUCCGGUCAGGCCAGUAGUGCUGACACCAGAUCAGAUGGCAUACUCAAGCCUGGGGAUCACCUGCAGGCCUGUGCAGGGGGCAGUACAGAGGGCGGAAGAUCAGAGCACUACCUGCAGCAAGGUUCUGAGAAUGGAGUAAGCAAUGAGGCUCUCAGGAAUGGGAAUUCCAGUGACAGCACUAAUGGCCAGCAGCAGCUUCAGCCUCUUCUACAGGGGGCUGGGCUGGUACAGGGGCUCUACAAUACCCACCAGGGUCUAAGUGGAGCUGGAACUGGCAGUACUGGAGGCACUGGCAUGGAAAUCAGCCUGGAUCACUUUGACAUCUCCUUUGGCAACCAGUUCUCUGACCUCAUCAAUGACUUCAUUUCAGUGGAUGGAGGAGUCACUGCUGUGGGUUCUGGUGGGGCACUCUAUGCCCACCAGCUGGUUGCACCACCUGGCUCAGAUGGGCAGGGAGCGUCAGGAGGAAACCAGCAGCAGGGCCAGGGGGAUGGGAACAACAGAGCAACAGGAUACAGCACUUCUGACCUCUGCCUCCAGUCUUGCUGCAGUCCCCAGGGUCUAGGUGGUGGAACAGCUGGUGCAGGGGCCUCUGGAGACACAAGCUCACUUUCCUACAUGCAUGUAGCUGAUGUUGUGUCAGCAGCUGUAGCGCAGGGCACACUGGGUAUGCUGCAGGCCACAGGGAGGUUAUUUAUGGUGACUGACUACUCUCCAGAAUGGUCCUAUCCAGAGGGUGGGGUUAAGGUGCUGAUCACUGGCCCAUGGCAGGAGGCUAGCAGUCAGUACAGCUGUCUGUUUGAUCAGCUCUCUGUCCCUGCUUCACUGAUCCAGCCCGGGGUUCUGCGUUGUUACUGCCCUGCCCAUGACACUGGCCUGGUGACCCUGCAGGUGGCAGUCAGUAAUCAGAUCAUCUCAAACUCGGUGGUGUUUGAGUACAAGGCCCGCGCGCUGCCCUCGCUGCCUUCAUCCCAGCACGACUGGCUCUCUCUGGACGAUAACCAGUUCAGAAUGUCCAUCUUGGAGCGGCUGGAACAGAUGGAGCGCAGGAUGGCCGAGAUGGCUGGCCAGCAGCAGCAACAGCAGCAGCAAAGCAAUGGAGCGGCUGGAGGAGCAGGAGCCGGGGGAGGAGGAGGAGCAGGAGGAGGUGGAAAUGGAGGGAACAGCAGUAGCAGCCAGCCUCAGUGCCUGUCAGGCCAGGGACAGGCAGGCAGCUCGUUUGAGAGCCGCGUCGUGGUCGUGUGUGAGAAGAUGAUGAACCGCGCAUGCUGGGCCAAAUCCAAACACCUGAUCCACUCUAAAACCUUCCGGGGAAUGACCCUGCUGCACCUUGCUGCAGGACAAGGCUAUGCCACACUCAUCAAAACUCUGAUCAAGUGGCGCACUAAGCAUGCAGACAGCAUUGAUCUGGAGCUUGAGGUGGACCCACUUAACGUCGACCACUUCUCUUGUACACCUUUGAUGUGGGCCUGUGCUCUGGGUCACCUCGAAGCAGCUGUGGUUCUGUACAAAUGGGACCGCAGAGCCCUGACCAUCCCAGACUCUCUGGGCCGCCUGCCACUGUCUAUCGCUCGCUCUCGAGGCCACACCAAACUGGCUGAGUGUCUGGAGCAGCUCCAGAGAGAGGAGCAGCAGCAGCCUCCUUCCACCCACAUGGCCUUCUCUCCUAACCCUGAUGCUCCCUCCUCUGACAGCUGGAUUGUCAGCUGGACCAACGAUGGCAUGGUGUCCCCCAGCAGCCACAAGAGCGGUGCAGCCAUUACUGCUACCACGAACUCCUCCAGCAACAUCACUCCUGACUUGAGACGCCCCAGAUCUGAGCCCUCCAGCUACUACAGCAGCGAGUGCCAGCGGGAUCUCCCUGCAGCUAAGAAACACAAACCGAACCCAGAAGUGGCUCAGACACGGCCGAAUAAAGCUGUCUCGGUUCCCUUGAGCCUUGAGCACCAGCAGCUCCACAAGCUCUCCACCAGCCCUGCAGAAACACCCAGUGCUGAGCAAAACAUGGGUUCUGAAGGCAUCAAAAUUGGUGGCAUCUCACAGGUCAAGUUGAGUUCGUUUCGCACAGCGGGGCAUAAGUGGAGCUCUAGAGAGGUGUACAGAAAAGUAUCGGGAGGAGGUGGGGGAAGCAGCAUGGGGAAGGAGAAGUUGGCGACCAGGCUGCGUCAGCGAGGAGAGAACCUUAGCAUGAUGACCAUGACGGGCAGAGAGAUGGUGGACACCGAGCUGCUCAGCUAUAAGGAGGAUUUGGAGAACCAGGACUGUCUUUCACACAUGGAAGACCUGCAGGCAAACAUGAUGACCUUGGCGGAGCACAUAAUCGAGGUGACACCAGAGCGCAUUAAGAGGGAGAACUUCUCAGCUGUAGAGUCUGUUCCUCUGGACAGCAGCGGCCUGAGCAGCACCAUGAGCUGGCUUGCUACUUACCUGGGAGACGUGGAGCAGCUGCCAAGCAUCAUCCAUCUGAGGUCUCUGUAUAAUGAACCCCUUACCCCCAAUCCGGGUCUGAGUCCAGACGGUUCCCCUCAGUGUGACGGUCCAUUUGAGAAGGGUGCUCUGCCCUCCCCGGCCAACUGGACCGAGUUCCUGAACGCUUCCAACAGCAAGAUGGAGCGGGAGCUGUCACAGCUCACCCUUACCGACCUGGAGCAGAGGGAGUUGUAUGAGGCUGCUCGGCUGGUACAGAGCGCCUUCCGCAAGUACAAGGAACGCCCACUGCGUGAGCAGCAGGAAGUAGCAGCUGCUGUUAUCCAGCGCUGUUACAGAAAAUACAAACAGCUAACAUGGAUAGCAUUGAAGUACGCACUUUAUAAGAAGAUGACGCAGGCUGCCAUCCUCAUCCAGAGUAAGUUCCGGAGUUACCACGAGCAGAAGAAGUUCCAGCAGAGUCGACGGGCGGCCGUGCUGAUCCAGCAAUACUACCGCAGCUACAGAGAGUUCCGUCAGCUCCGGCCUCACAGACGCACCGCCACCUCGGCCCUGGUGCAGCACAAGCUCAGAAGUAGUUUGCUCACUAAGAGACAGGAGCAAGCUGCCCGCAAGAUCAUGCGAUACCUCCGCCGCUGCCGCCACAGCCCCUUGAUGGACCAUAGACUGUUCAAGCGGGUGAGUGCAGCCUCAGCAACCCAAGCGAGAGAAUUGAGAAAGGCCAGGGAACAUGAGAAUACCCAGAAGAGCCCCCUCACAAUGUGACAUCCCUCUCCAGACUUGUUUUCCUGAUUUUUCUGUUUCAACCAGACCUUUUACAAGAGGAAAAAAAAAAAAAUUCAAGCGGGAAGAGUACAACUCAGAAUACAGAACUACACAGAACUACAGACUUCUCCUACUAUACAACACCACUUUUUCAUAUCUCUUUCUUCCUUCUGUCUUUCUUUUAUAAGAGAAAGAGCUGACUUGAAGAGUGGAUUUAAAAAAGACAAACAAACUCAAAGUGAGGAUGUGAUUGGAGGAAGGACAUUUGCUUCAUGGCAUUUUUUGCACUUUUUCAUGGAUUUGGUUUGUUAUUUUGAAGCACAUUGACAAGAAAAGGAAAGGACGUUGGAACAGUGCGACUCUUCAGAGGAAAGACUGGAAAAAAAUAUGGAAUCGAUACAGAAACCUGGCAGGACCUGGCUCGAAUCGUAGUGCAUUGUUUAAACAAAUUUAAUACGUAGAAAUGUUGCGAGGCAUAUAAAAAUGCUCAAAAAAAUUCCAUUUAUAUGAGAAAAUAAAUAUCUUAAUUAUAUUAUAUU